Molecule: messenger RNA, 8960 nt
Organism: Bursaphelenchus xylophilus (pine wood nematode)
Lineage: Eukaryota; Metazoa; Nematoda; Chromadorea; Rhabditida; Aphelenchoididae
Source: the annotation of a GenBank genome assembly
AUGGUCUCUGUGGACCUUCCUUCUUAUAUUGUAAUCCAGUAUGCGAGUAAUUCACUACUCUAAUUUGCACUUUGACCAGUAAUUCGACCUUCUUUGUUAUAUUUUUUCCCUGUUUUCUUCUCCUAUUUCUAUUCAUUUCAAGUGUCAUUUUCCGUCAUGCAGCCGGAUGAGACCCUUAGGGCAUGCGUCUCAAUUUGAAAACUGAGAAACCUUAACUGAGCCACAAAUUUCCUUCUUGAUUGCCAGGGGGCAAUUUCUGCUUUCCUUCCAAUUACUUUUUACUUGCGAUGAAACAUUGAGAUGCAGCUGAGCCCUGAGGGCGUCCAGAUUUAUGGAGAUAAAUGGGGACAUUAUUUGCUCUCUUGGGCUUGUCUUCAAUUUUUUUAAAGACGUAAACAUGGGCUAUUUUUCACUAGAGGUCGUUGAGUUUAUUAUACCUGAAUGUUUGGAUGAAUAGGUUAAAAUUAGUUGAUAUUUACCACUUCGUAGUUUUAAUGAGGUAGUUAGAAGAGAUUGGCUAGAUUAGUUGCCUCGUGUUCUAUUUUAUGCCACCAAAUCGGGCCAAUUAUAUUGUUCUCGAGGACCAGAAAAUUUCAAGAAUUCUAUUAUCGAACAUUCGCCAAAAAUCAAAAAAAAAAUGUUUCUGAGUACUUAAAAUCGUUUUCAUACAAACUGUUAUGGGAAAAAAAUCAAACUUAAAUGCCCAUACAGAAAAAUCUAUAUUCACAUUGCAUUUACAUAAGUCCGAGUGCGUGUUGUUGUUUGCGCAAAGGGUUUCCCACCAGUCUCCGGAUUCGGCCGCUUUUGGCCGCUAUUUCCUGUAAUUUUAAUGUCAAAAACAUGGAAUUUUCUGGGUAUGAUGGUCAUGGCCGGAAUUGGCUUCAAGUGCUUAUUUGGAGGGUUUCCGUGAUUUCGAAUACUUCAGGGCUUCGAGGCUUCGUUUUUUCUUAAGGAGACGGUUGUUUUUGAACUUUUUGGCACUUAAAAAUGGCUUCGACGAGUAGAUCUCUGCAUUUUUUGGGUUGUUUUGACUCGAAGAAGGAAGUUGUAAGAAGCUUAUGGGCGUGUUUUGACAGUAAUGACCCUAAAUCGUGUAAAGUCGGUUCAUUUUGUCCACGAGUUCAUCUUUUUUCGGCAUUUUUGAUGGUUUUAUUCAUCUUCUUUUGACAUCUUCCCCAACAUUUUAAUUAAAAAAAUGUAACUCAUAUUGUACUUGUUGCUACAAACCGCCACGUUCAUUGUUCAUUUUAGAAGUGGCAAAAAUAUAAGACAAUUAAAAAAUACAAAAAAAUCAAUUUUCAAGCAUUUUUAAAAGCCUCCUUUUGACUACUUUUUAAUCUUGGUUCGUAUGCUUACAAUUCCAAAAAAAAAUACUUUUUCGAAUACUUGUGACCUAUCGCCUCAGACAUUUAUUAUUUUAUCUCUUUUUGGACGUAUUUAAUAUGCAAAGUGAAUAUCUGAUAUUGUUUUCAGCACAAGACAGUAAAAUUCUCCAAGCCCUGUUUUCCAAAAACUAAAAAAAACUUUCUUGCGUCAAAUACCCACGCAAAUUGUAGUCAGUAUCUGCCCAUCUUUGUACAAAAAAUGAAUCAAGGCCAUUGUUUUUGCGUUUUCCCUUCCGCUUAGAGCUUAUUUAGGUCCCCGCGGAGGGGGAAUAUGGCCAAGAAUCUGUGCGGCCACAAGAUAUUUUUUAUAUUUUUUACUUUUCUGUUUAUUUUUAACAUUUUUAGCCAUGAAAUUGGAGAAAGUGGGGCCUAAUUUCAAUUGACCGCUCUAUUUUCCCUUAGGGUUUUAUGUAAAUGAAGCCGGGAUUUAUUUCCAUUAGGGAAGCGGAAGAGAUUUCAGGGAAUCCGUUUUAUUGUAAAAGCGUUAUAAGAAUUGUUUUCGAGGAUUUGAGAUUUUCAGAGGAGGAAAAUCAUGCUAAUGCUGUUUAGAUUUCAGUCAGCGAGUGGCUUGAGGUUCGUAUUUAGUCUUUAUUAUAAUAUUAACAAAAAAUUAGCAGUUUUUAUGGCUCCUUGAAGGCUUGAAACAUAAUGCCAAAAGUUGGCGGGAAAUUGAAUUUUUGAAUUUUAAAUCAGUUUCAAAUAGUUCAAUACUGUCUGGCAGUUUUUGAAUAGCACUCCAUAAACUUAAUUCUCUGUUUUCUAUCUCCCUAAAAUUCCCAUUUUCUCUUAAUUUUCCCCUGAAAUUGGCCUUUUUUCUUUUCUCAUGUGGCCAAAUCCAAAUUUAUUUAGAUUCAUUAAGCCCAUUUGCGUCUCUAAUUGUCCGCCUCAGGCAAAAAAAAAAGAACAUUGGGACACAAAACGGCGGCUAACGGAUCCAUUCAGCCGCAGGGGAUUCAAUUUAUUAAUUUUCGUCCAAAUUCCGGCUGAAUUUAAAUUUUGAAUAUAAAAAACGGCCGAAAACAACUCAUGGGUUAACAGUAUUCAAUUUUUCCAAUUUUCACUUAGACAGUGCAGUUUUUCCAAAAAUAAAAUGUUUUAUUUUUUUUGAUUUUCAAAACUUUUGUUCAAGGAGUCAAAAAAAAUUGUUGUCGGAUGUUCACAGUAAUUGAAUAUUCAUAACUUGAGUGUAUCUCGACUCGCUGACGUCUAAAAAAUAUCGUUUUGAAUGGCCGAAAAUUGAGGAGUCCCAAAAACUUUUUUAUUGGUUGCGAAGAUCGAAUGACCUCAGGGCAUUUGAGAAAAAAACGCGGGAUGAUGUGUUCUAGUUAGACUUGAUUUUGUUUGAGGUGAAUCUUGUUAACGGCGGCCUUCUUCUCACUGAGGACAACAGAAUUUUAACUUAUGAACUUUGGAGAUGUCUGAGGGCAAAUAGGCUCCUGAACUCUCAAAAAAAUUGUGCAAAUUGGAGUAAAUUUUAUUAACAAUCUAUUGUGGCCUUACCCCGUCAAUUGGGGCAAUUCAGGGAGAAAAAAUUUUGAAAAUUCAAAUUUCCCGCCAAAUUUUUUCCUUCUUUUGAAAGGAUUUAUGUGGCCUCACAAUGGAAAAGCGAACUGUAACAGGCGUAAUAGAGUAAUAAGGAUAGCCGUAUUCAUACUUUAACAGCAAUUUUUCUGACCCUUUUAUAUUAUUUAUGACGUCUAAUCUCAUUUUUCCUUUAUCAGCCAUUUAAAGUCCAAAUUUUUUGAAUCUUUGUUUUCACUCCCACUUCUAUCAAAUUUUACAUCCUCCUUUAUCCUUUUAUUUCCUUAAAUUCAAGCACUUAGGAUCUCAGCAUGCGAUUUACAGUACUUUUUUGAAUGCCCCGACCUCCGCUUUUCUUUAUGUUUCCAAUAAUUUCCAAUUUCCAAUUUCCAGAGUUUUCUCUGCUGGAGAUUUCCACUCUUGCUAGCAGUAAUACUUAACUACUCAGCAAAAAACUUUUUUGUUUUAAAUAAUUUAUUUUGUAACUUUGGAAUCGAAUAGUUAUCGUUUUUAUCGCUUGCGGGCAUUUCCCGGAAACCUUGAAUAUUUUGUGCUGUUCCUGCUGAAAGCGAAAAGCGAGUGGAAUGACGGGAUGAAAGGCUUGCCAUCGGUCUCUUCUGCAAAGUUCUUCAUGAUGCCAUCUACUUUAAUAUUACGUAGUGAGGGCGUUCACUCUAUUUUUAAGGGCCAUUGAAAAUAUUUUUCCUUUAAUAUUAAUUUACUCAUCUAUUAAAACACUUUAUUACCAAAAACAUUAUUAUAGGGCCGAAAAUUUUAAGAUUAAAAAUUCCGCCAAAAUUUGGCAUUGUGUUUCAGGUAUCCAAAGUGCAUCGAAGCAGUCCAAAAUAGAAUAUUAUUAUUGAUAAAAUACAAUUUAAAAUACCGCUUUUCCUUUCUUUAUGUCGUUUUUGUUUAUUUGAUUAUAUUAUCCAUGUCAAAUUUGAUUAUUUUCGAACCCAAUUUACCUAAAUUUCCACCUUUACUUUAAAGACUACCACUAUCAUAACAAUUACCUUUUAAGUUUUCAUUUGCAUGUCAUUUGAUGCAUUUUCUGAAACGCAAUUUCCUUCGUCAUCACGACUCAAAUCCGUUUAACAGUUCUAUUUUGGUUUUGUGAAUUGUAAAUUGCGGGCUUCUGCGAGCAUUCCCAGGUAGUAGACGUCCCGCGAGGCAUGGUUUAUUUAUACUUUCUACAAUUUUUGGGGUUAAAUUUAGAUGUUUUGUAGUUUUGGUCAUGUACAAUGUAAUGGUAUUAAAUUUGUAAGAUUAUUUUGGUAUCUUGUUGUCGUAUCUUACAAAUAUAAAUUUAGUUGCGUUUAGUUUGCUCUGGCUUCAUUUACCAUGUUAUUAGCCGUCGUAUUUCCGAGAAUGCGAGGUUUUUCUUGGGAUCUUUGCCCAAAUUCCAUUUUCCGAACUUCUUUUGGCCGAAUUUAAUAUUUAUUUUUUUCAGUUAUACCUAAUUAUCCCUUCAACUCUCUGAAUACUCCCUAACCAUUAGUCACAGACGUUUUUGAAAUUAUCUAUACUGUGUUUUUACUCAACUUUUGGCCUUUUUCCCGAAUUCGGGGGAAUAAAUUGAGAAAAUUCAAUUAAAUUUGUAUAAAACCCAUCCGGAAUGACACGCGGAUUCCAAUUUUAAAUUAGUGACGCGUGAAAUUGGGGAGUCUAGGCCUUCAGGGGAUUUGGGAUUAGAAGGUUAAGGGUGGGGGGAAAGAUUAGUCUCGGGGGCAAAGUAGGGGGAAAAGUUGUCGUAAAUAUUGUUAGGAUAAGAGUUGGGGGUGGGUUCGGGGAUUCAGAGAAAGGAGGGAUGGCUCGGAGGAAAGUGAGAAAACAAUAAACAACGCAAAACCGCAAAGAAAUUUGUUGAUUUAGAGGUUGUCUUGAUUUUUACUAUCAUCAUAGCAAGAAUUUGAUUUUUUUCGAAAAAUUUAGCUGUUUAGAAUACAAAAUUUCUCCCACUUUCAGCCAAAAAAAUAUACAAAACCUGCGAAAAAUCAACCUUUUUUCCCUGAAAAUCCCAAAAAAUCGCUCAGAAAUAACUUUUUUUGGCCUACAAAUCCACUUCAAACUUGGCCCAAACUUGUGUCAUUCCUUAUUUCUCGAUAACGAACACAAAUAUCCAUCUAAUCCUUAAAAACGUCACCGAAUUCGCUCAAAGAAACUUGAGCGAUUAGCCGUUUUUUGCCUUCAUUUCAUCCCUUUUUAAGCCUUGUUUUUAUUCCGAGUUGAGGGUGGGUUUAAGCCUAUUUACCUUGACGAGGAAAUGGAAUUAACCAGACAUUUUUAUCGCCCUUAUGCAAGACUACAUCUUUAUUAUCCAUUCGCUCUUUUUGCGACUUCCUGUGUUCUAUUUUAGAGAUGAAAAACAGAAAAGAAAGGAGGGCCAGACUGCUAGACUGUUUCGGAAUUAAUUCGGACUAGAUGGGGGAUAAGCGGCUGAAGGAGGAGGGAGUUCUCACGGCAUCUUUGAUCAAUGGUCAUAUUUUAUGGGGGUGUGUUGGAGAAAAAAGAAAGAACAAUCCAUUUUUUGGACUUGGAGACACUUCCUCAACAAAAAUUGUAACUUUUUAAUCCUUUUUUAUUAUUGCGGGCCAUGAAAAACUAUACGAUAAAGGCUCAGAUUCUAAUAAUAAAACUUGGCAUAACUUUGGAUUAAUUCUUUCUAACAAUAAGUCAUGUUCGAGAUCCCCGCUCGAUACAUAUUGCAGAAACGACUGGGAUUUGAGUUGACGGAGGCAAUAUUCUUUUAUGCAAGCUUAUUCUUAAAACAUUUCAACGUGUUUUUUUACAUUCUUUUCUAUGACACAUCACUUAUUUAUAAAUCCCAAUUUCUCCAAAAAUACGUAUACCUUUCAAAAUAUCCCCUUUUUUCUUCCAUUCCUCUCCAAAAGUGAACCCUUGUCAGGCCUUGUAUCCGGCUCAUGAUAUUACUGCGUUUACAAUUUUUACAUUUGUAUCUACAUCAUCACUUUUUCGUUUUAUCGUGUCCGCUUAAACAGGUCACGAUACGUUUCCAGCCGUUUUUUACAACAUUUUUGUUUUGUCUUAAUUCUCAUCGCGAUUUUUCCAAAUUUAAAGUCAUCAUAGGGAUUGGUGGGUAAUAAAAAAUGUGUUUUUAGAUCCACAAUUGCUCUGUGUCCCCAAAAAUCUUAAAAUCGCGGCGCGCAACGACUCCAUCGAGCUGGGCGAGCAGUGGCGCGCCAGUCCGGCGUGCUCGUCCACCACCUCCACCAGUUCGGCCUCCAACGCCAACGUCUCGAAUGGGACGCGAAGUACGGCGCCAGAGAAUGGCUACCGACAUACCACUGUGACGACGAUUAUCACCGAGGAAGAGGAGAAGAAUGGCAACAACGCGCCGGAAUGGGAGGGCGUUCAGACGGUGCACCGGCCCAAGAAAGUCAGGCUGCCAAGUCUGGGGGCCGAUUCCAACAUGAGCUUCGGUCACAAUGAUGGGUAAGUUUUAACGUUCUUCUCUUGAAGGGGAAUUAAAAUAAUGGAAAAGGGUUCUAACUGCGACGUGAAGCUUUUGCACCACAUUUUGAAGAAAUCUGAGCAUCGCACUUGUGGUUCUCGAAGGAAAUUCUCGAGACACAACUUCCAGUUGCCACAAAACGAAGCCAGAAAGUGAACUUGUCAUCCCAUUUUACGUUUGGUUGACUUCCUCUAGAUAAAUUUGAGUUCCAUUUCUCACGUUUUAAUACCAAUGUUUCGAAGAAUUUACUCCGUCAUUUGACCUCUUCAUCUUCAUUUUCACGUAACACGCCGAAAAGGUUGAUCAAAAAUUUCGGCACGUAUUCAAAAAUUGUUUUAAGUAUUUUUUAAAUUUUAAGCGUUAAGCGAUUUUUACUAUGGUAAAUAAAAAAUUACAGACAAUUUAAAAAUUUUGUUAUUUUUUUGACCUAAAAGUCUCGCUUUUUUUUUGCAAAUCAAAAGCUAAGAAUUUGGCAAACAUCUAUGUAAAAGAGACUAAAUGUGUUCCAGGCUUGAUCAAAAUUAGAUAGAAUCAAUUUAGAGCUACCAUUUUAUCUUAAACUUGACCCCUUGUUCUCCUCAGCACCCCGAAGCCAUUACCUUUCCCUCAUUUCUUUGCAAACACUGUCAUUUGUCAUCAGACCCCCUCCAUUUGCCUCAGCCUUCCUCAAAGCGCGUUCAAUUUGCUCACCGAAAGUGUCCAUGCUUAUUUUGGCGAGGAAUACGCUGAAGAAAUCUAAUUUUCGCCUCCUUUUCUCGAUAUGCGAAAAAAGACAUUUUCCGACAUUUUGCGGGUGGAAAAAGUUUUCUGGAGCGCAUAAUAUAUUCGGAUGAACAUCCGGGGCAAGAGCGUUCAGUACGAAAGAAUCACGUUGCUCAGGUAAUUUGAAUAUUUCUUUUUGGCCUUUUCGGGGUCUUUGGGCCGUUUUUUCCGAAAAGGGAUGACAAAAAAUGUGUGAGUUGGAAGUGGAAAGUUUGGUGAUGUAAGUAUAGGGUCGAUAAAUGGGGAAAAUCACCCCGCAGACUUUAUUUUAAGUUCUCUAGGACUUGAAAAUCAAUUUAUGAUUAAUUUUAGAACAGGAUUUAUAUUAUUUUGGGUAUUUUUGUAGAUAAAUUUUGCAAAAAAAAAUAUUUUUUAAACUGCCUAAAAUAGUAUUUUGGGCUGUGUAAUGUCAUUUACAGUUUUCUGUUUCAGCACUCUCCCUCAGCAGCCUCGGAAUUCGCUAAAUUCGGAGCUCGCGCAAUCUACCUCAUUCACGAACGAUCCCCAUAAACGUCAAUCCAGCAGUGCAUUUACGGCCGUUUCCGAGGCCUCUUCUUUCCAAUGUGAUAAUUCUCCGUUCUCGGCCGAAGAUCGGGCCUAUUAUGAGUUGGAACAGGCGCUGCAAUACCCAGUCUUACCACCGAAUCCGCAUUUUUUCUGUUGUUUUGAUCGGUUUCACAUUACAGUAAGUUGGAGAUUCGAAUUUUAAGAUAAAAAUAGCGGGGGUAAAGUCUUUGGAUGUUGAAGAAAAUUGACACCUUUCUAAGCAAUUUUUAAAAAUUUUUGGUCGCGCUUUGCAGAAAUUAAUAUUAUUUCUUUUAUUUUGGCAUGUGCUUGUAGAGUAGAGAUAAUUGAAAAAUCGGGCAAAGGGUCCAAAUAGUUUUUGGGCUAUAUUUUCGUAAAAAAAUUCGUUUUUGGUCAUUGCAUUAACUUAAAAAGUUUUCUGAAUUUUUCGAUCUAACAAUUUUGGUGGUUACUGCAAAGGGUAUGCUAAAAAUCUUACUCAUGAAUAUUCUUAGAAAAUUCUAUAGUUGUGUCAAGCUUUAUGAAAAUUGGAGUAUUUUUGGCAGCAUGAAUACUAAGAAUCUUUCCCAUUUUCAGGCAAUAUCGAAGGUCCUUUGUCUGCUCUACGUCAUCUUUUAUGGCUUUCUGUGUUAUCUCAGCUACGAUCCGAAUCACGCAGCGGCUUUCCUGAUCUCUGUUUUGGUCGCCAUCUCGGUUGGUUGCUGCCUGGUUUAUGCCGUUUUUCAAUGGUCCAAACUUUGCCUGAUGCCGUUCUUUCUGCUCCAGGUAAGCUUAUAUUGCACUGGGUAGUCACAAUUACAACCAGGCAUCAAAAAAUAGCAACUUCUGAUUUUUUAAUUGUAAAAAUUACUUUUUUUCAGGUGAUAUUGAUCAUGUACACGAUGGUUUGGAUGGUCUUUGUGGUGUAUGCGGCCUUAAGUCCGGGAGAUUCCUAUGUGUUCAAGGAAAUGCAUCAGACCUUCGAUAACUGGAUGGGUAUUUGCACACAAUUAUGUGAGCUUUCAACCUUGCUAUAAUUUUUAUUUUUAUAAUUUUUAAAAAUAUAAUUUUUUUGGAAAAAGUAAAAUAAAAAUAAAUUUAAAAAAAUAUUAUCCUUGCCAAUUUCAGGGUGCUGGAUUCUCCUGGCCGCCUUGGCCGUCUUCUUUGCCUUUCUCGCCUACAGUGCGCUCCUUUUUUGGUACGAAUACCAGUUCAUCGCGGAGGUGGAUCACUUUUUGAAGUCAAUUCGAAAGAGUUCUUCCAAUGUCUCCAAAGAGAAUCACGAAACUCAGAAUGGGGCCAGGAUGCAGAUGUAA